Photinus pyralis (common eastern firefly) is the source of this 3493-nucleotide messenger RNA. It is a transcript of the gene smid, whose product is annotated as nuclear valosin-containing protein-like. Bases 502 to 3294 code for a protein of 930 amino acids. NCBI's taxonomy places the organism in Eukaryota, Metazoa, Arthropoda, Insecta, Coleoptera, Lampyridae. Gene Ontology annotation, biological process: ribosome biogenesis. Gene Ontology annotation, cellular component: nucleus. The transcript is spliced from 11 exons. Gene Ontology annotation, molecular function: ATP hydrolysis activity; RNA binding; ATP binding. The record is from RefSeq and is a predicted model, not a curated record.
UAGAUCAUAUAAACAUGAUCUAAGGCAUAAAAAACUCGUAGGUUAUAAAUAGCGACUUAUUAAAAAGGGACUAAUAAAUAGACAGAUACGGAAGAAAAAUCUGCUCGGGUUAGAGGAAAACAAAAUAGGAAAAUUUCCCGCGUUAAUUUUAUUACCAGCAGAAGCCAUGUUGGUAAAAUUGUGAACAACAUCGUCAUAUUUAAAGAUGGUUGGUUGAAUUUUAAUUUUCUUUCAUACAGGAAAUAAUUGUAUCCUUUUCUAUAAGUUUACUUUUUGUAUAUUUGUUUUCGUUUAAUAAUUACGAGGUACAUAAACACUGAAAUUAUUAACGCCCGAUUUAAAAUUCUCCUGUAUGUGUAGCUACGUUAAACACCACCACACGUAGCUUUUAUUGAAGAAAUUGAAGCAGCAUUUGGCGCAGUUUUGUGUUUAGUGAUUUUAUAACACGUUGUUUUUAAUAUCGAGCACAAACGCCGUUUUUAUUGGUUCGUUUCUUUUGCUAUGAAAAUCAUUCCCGUGGAUGAAUAUGAGGUACCGCCUGUAAACAAUCCACAAAUUCCACCUAGGCCUAGGAGUAAUAUUCCGACUUUAAUCAUGAACAAUAAAAUGCCUAGGGGCCCUUUCAUUUCAGAUCCUAGCAUUGUCCCGAGAGUGCAAAAGUACCUCGAGAGCAAUGUUAAUAAAACGUACGUUGACAUCGACGUUAUGGCAGAUGACCUGCAAAAGAUGUACAAAGAUUACGCGAGACGCAAACGUAUCCCAUUCCGGAGUAGUGUGAAAAAAGCUUACGGGGUUGUUUUGAAGAAUUACGGCUUAAACGAGAAUCUCUCCUCGUCCGAGGAAUGUACGGAAGAAAGCGCAGGGGAAGAGCCACAGUUUGGGGAUUAUUUGAGUAAUCAGUUGCUCGACAUGUACAACCAACAGUCUCGCAAACCGCUAGACGAUAACGAAUUAAUCGAUAUAAGUAGCGACGAUUCGAACGAUAACACGACCCCAUCAAAUGCCAGACCGGCAAAUGGAGCGUCGACGUCCCAAAAACCGAGACACAACUUGUACCCCGUCUCGAUUACUGCGACGAAAAAGAAUAUCAAUCCCAUCACUUUAAAUCGAGGUAUGCAAAUGGAACCUGUUUCAAAUACCGAACAGGAGAACAAUCGGGAAAAGGAGAAUGAACGAGGUAAAAAGCGUAAGGGAGAGUUUAAGGAGAACGUCGCUCCCGUACAGCCGACAAUGAAGAGGCGGAAGCCGAUUUCUACGUUGCAAGCGGCGACUAUUACCUUUAAGGAUGUAGGGGGCUUAGAUAAAGUUUUGGAACACGUUUGUAAAUUAUUGGUUCAUGUAAGUCAUCCGGAAGUGUACAAGCAAAUUGGGAUUACACCACCGCGGGGAUUUCUGCUACAUGGGCCACCAGGUUGUGGAAAAACGCUUCUGGCUAACGCCAUUGCUGGGGAAUUGAACAUUCCUUUACUGAAAAUUGCUGGGCCAGAGCUUAUCGGAGGUGUUUCUGGUGAAAGUGAGGAACGGAUUAGAAACUUGUUUGAUCAGGCAAUCACGUCUGCGCCUUGUGUUCUUUUUAUCGACGAAGUAGAUGCCAUAAUUCCCAAUCGACAAAAUGCGCAAAAGGAAAUGGAGCGCCGCAUUGUCGCGCAAUUUCUGAGCUGUCUCGACGAUUUAAGUCAGAAUGAAAAUGGCAAUCGUGUAUUGGUCAUUGGUGCGACAAACCGUCCGGAUACGAUCGAUCCAGCACUGAGGCGCGCCGGCCGAUUCGACAGAGAGGUCUGUUUGGGCAUUCCAGAUUUACCCGCGAGGAUAGAAAUAUUGAAAGUGCUGACGGCGAAAUUAAAAUUGGAAGAAGGGUUUGACUAUACUAGUAUAGGGAAAUACACGCCGGGAUUCGUCGGCGCCGAUCUGAUGGCUUUAGCUAGGGAGUCAGCGAUGGCUGCAGUUAACAGAGUGUUUAAUAGUAUAAAAGAGAAACGCGAGCUCGAAAAGGCUAUGGCGCUGCAAAAGGCUUCGCAGGCUCUAUUAUUAAAAAAACAAAAUGCGGAGAGUAUAAAGGCAGAGGCGGAUUCGUCAAAACCAAUUGUGGUUGCAAAUGAAGACGAAGUUAGUGACUCUCUAGGCAAUGGCGAUAACGCUAUUGUUGUUAUCGACGACGAUCCCAAAUCGGACAAGGCAGAUACGGAAAGUACUCCGGCCCCUCCAAAUCUCAACGAGGAGGACUCUGAAAAACUACAGAAAGCUCUCCAAAUACUGCAUCCUCCAGAGAGCGUCUUGGAAGGAUUAAUAUCGUGGCUACACGAAAGGGCACCUCUUACCAAGGAACAGUUGAGCCAGUUGCACAUCACGAUGGACGAUUUUGCAGUCGCGUUAAAGGUAGUACAACCAUCUGCAAAACGAGAGGGCUUCGCGACGGUUCCCGAUGUCACCUGGGAUGACAUCGGCUCCUUACGAAAUGUACGCGAGGAAUUACAAAUGGCAAUUCUGGCCCCAAUACAACACGCCGAUCAGUUCAACGCCUUAGGGCUCACCACACCUACUGGCGUGUUACUAUGUGGCCCACCUGGAUGUGGGAAAACGCUACUGGCAAAAGCGAUUGCGAACGAAGCCGGUAUCAACUUUAUAUCGGUUAAGGGACCUGAACUUCUCAACAUGUACGUCGGCGAGAGCGAAAAAGCCGUCCGCGUGUGUUUCGAGAGGGCGCGAAAUUCGGCGCCCUGCGUGAUAUUCUUUGACGAGCUAGAUUCCCUAUGUCCGAAACGGUCGGAAACCGGCGAGGGCGGCGUGACAAUGCGGCUCGUAAACCAAAUGUUGACGGAGAUGGAUGGCAUCGAGAGUCGAACAGGCGUUUAUUUAUUAGCUGCGACGAAUAGGCCCGACAUAAUCGAUCCGGCAGUGUUACGGCCUGGUAGGUUGGACAAAAUUAUUUACGUCGGCCUGCCCUCGGCUGAAGAUCGUGUCGACAUACUUAGAACCAUUACAAAGAACGGCACAAAACCUCAACUUGCACCCGAUGUCGAUUUGGAGGUGAUUGGUAAAGCGGAGCAGUGCGAUGGAUACACGGGUGCAGAUCUUUCUGCGUUGGUGAGGGAAGCUGGUAUACAAGCACUGAAAGAAUUCAUGCUACAGACUGAUCAAAAACAAACCCCACUUGUAACAACUAUUCAUUUUAAACUUGCAGUAGCUAAAAUUCGCCCAUCUAUAACAGAAAAGGACCAAAAACACUACGAAAAAUUGAAGAAAAUAUAUUCUGUAGCAGUUGACGGAGAUGUGGAGGAAAUGGAGUACUCGUAAGUUUAAACAUAAGUUCAUUUUGUAUCAAAUUUGACUAGCUGUAAGUUUACCGCUUUAUAGUUGUCUGUCACAUUUUUUUAAACUGAACCAUAAUUUCAACUGUUUUUUUCUCCCGUAAUCGGUACGAUACAUUUUACUUGCUAGACCUUUCUGUACUUAUCAAUAUAAUUAUUAUUAAGAUAAUACAUUGUUUUUGUUC